This is a messenger RNA of Choloepus didactylus (southern two-toed sloth), 990 nucleotides long. RefSeq names its product olfactory receptor 5H8-like. The record is from RefSeq and is a predicted model, not a curated record. Gene Ontology annotation, biological process: G protein-coupled receptor signaling pathway; sensory perception of smell. Gene Ontology annotation, molecular function: olfactory receptor activity; odorant binding; G protein-coupled receptor activity. The coding region runs from base 22 to 990 and encodes 322 amino acids. Lineage: Eukaryota; Metazoa; Chordata; Mammalia; Pilosa; Megalonychidae. Gene Ontology annotation, cellular component: membrane. The transcript has a single exon.
CAGGGGACAUCCAGUUAGGACAUGGAAAAGGAAAAUGUAACAAUGCUGACAGAGUUUGUUCUCACUGGACUUACUGAACGACCAGAGUUGAAAAUACCCAUAUUCCUAGUGUCCUUGGUGAUAUAUCUCAUCACCUUGGUGUGGAACCUAGGGCUGAUUGCUCUCAUCUGGAAUGACCCUCACUUCCAUAGCCCCAUGUACCUAUUCCUUGGGUGUUUAGCUUUGGUGGAUGCUUGUCUUUCAUCCACAGUGACUCCCAAGAUGCUGGUCAACUUAUUAGCCAAGAGUAAAAUAAUAUCUCUAUCUGAAUGCAUGAUACAAUUUUUUUCCUUUGGAUUUAGUGGAACCACAGAAUGUUUUCUCCUGGCUACAAUGGCAUAUGAUCGAUAUGUAGCUAUAUGCAAACCAUUACUCUAUCCAGUGAUUAUGACCAAUAGACUAUGCAUCCAGCUGUCAGUCUGGUCAUUUGUAGGUGGCUUUCUUCAUGCCUUAAUUCAUGAAGGCUUUUUGUUCAGAUUAACCUUCUGUAACUCCAACAAAAUACAUCAAUUCUAUUAUGACAUCAUACCAUUGCUUAAGAUUUCCUGUACUGAUACAUCUAUUAAUUUUCUGAUGGUUUUUAUUUUCUCUGGUUCAAUUCAGGUAUUCACUAUUUUGACUGUUCUUGUCUCUUACACAUCUGUUCUCUUUACUGUCUUGCAAAAGAAGUCUGUAAAAGGUAUUAGGAAAGCCUUCUCCACCUGUGGAGCCCAUCUCUUUUCUUUAUCUUUAUACUUUGGCCCUCUUCUCUUCAUGUAUGUGAGCCCUAGAUCUCUUCAGGCAGAUGAUCGAGAUAUGAUGGACUCUCUGUUUUAUACUGUCAUAAUUCCUUUGUUAAAUCCAAUAAUCUACAGCCUGAGAAAUAAGAAAGUCACAGAUUUACUGAAUAAAAUUUUAAAAGAGAAAUGUGAAAGUGAAGCUCUCAUACUAAUAUCUGUGUUCUAUUUUUAA